Molecule: messenger RNA, 4847 nt
Organism: Salvelinus sp. IW2-2015
Lineage: Eukaryota; Metazoa; Chordata; Actinopteri; Salmoniformes; Salmonidae
Source: RefSeq, a predicted model, not a curated record
GAUCUGGACUCCCAGGACUCCAACUACCGGACAGGUGUGAUUAUUGCAACGACAAUACCCAGCUACGGAGUAAUGUUUAGAUUAGGGAAAAURGUGAUAGUGCACUCCCUCCCUCAUCUAAAAGCCAAGGCGUCCGAUACAUUUACAUUUCUAUAUACAACUACGYCGUGUUUUCCAUAAGGAUAUGCAGAAUGGCAUGAAAGUAAAGCCUAUUCCCACGGGCACUUCUAUCACACAGGACCUCUGCUAAUAGCAGAGUCCUUCCUAGCUGCUUSAGUGAAGAUGGCGCAGGCACUGUCAGAGGAGGAGUUCCAUCGGAUGCAGGCUCAGCUUUUAGAGCUGAGGACACAGAACUACCAACUUUCUGAUGACCUGCGGAAGAACACAACUGAGCUGAAUUCUGUUCGUCUGAAGACUGUGACCUUGGAGAAGGAUUACAUCAAAGCACAGAAGGCUCUGAAUAAAAGCAAGAAAGCUCAGGAGGUGGAUGCCUUACUCAGCGAGAACGAGAUGCUGCAAGGCAAGCUGCACAGCCAAGAGGACGACUUCAGACUGCAAAACAGCACCCUGAUGCAGGAGCUGUCCAAGUUAUGUACUCAGAUAGAGGAGCUACAACAUGAAAUCAAAGAGCUAAAGGAUUGCAAGGGGCUGCARGCUGAAUCCUCCGGUCCCAUCUCCAUCUCUGUGGAUGGAGAGUUACUGCGCCUCCAGGCAGAGAAYGCUGCCCUUCAGAAAAAGAUGACGGCCCUUCAGGAGCGCCAUGAGAGUGAGAGAAAGAGCCUGAGGGGAGUGGAGGUCAGUGAAACCAAAACCUCAGAGACAGACGGCCCGGCUGACACCAACGGUGUCCGGUUGCACUCUGACGUCAGUGAGAGCAGGGAGGACUCUGCAGCCAGAACCAAUGACAGACUGGAACAGGCGGAGGCAAAGUGUGCCAAACUGGGAAACACUGGACUAUCUGCGUGCCCUGCAGGACCUGCAGUGAGGACCCCCGGGCUAGUUAUGAAACAGGAUGCUCUUAGGUGGUCAGCUCUGUGUCCAAAUCCAAUAACGCAAUGCUUUGGGCCAGAGGUGGAGCUGCAGCUGCACACUGAGGUGGAGGAGAAGCGCCUACUGAAGGAGCAGCUCCAUGCACUAGAGUCAUCCAAACAGGCAGACAUCACUCAACUUCAAGAAGAAAUAGCAAAGCUCUCUGAUAAAUURAAGAAAAAACAAGACAGCUUUCUGCGUUCGCAAGGUGAAAAAGAAGCCCUUUAUAAUGACAGCAGGACCAAAAUCGAUGAGAUUCAACAGAGGAAGGAGGAGGAGCUGAAGUCAUUGAAAAUCCGCAUCCAGAAGUUACAGGGAGAUCUGCUGUCAGCCAACCAGAGUGUUGGAGAGAUGAAGGAGCAGCUACAGAGCCGGCAGAAGGAGCAUGACUUAGUUCUACACACACUCAGAGAUCAGAUAGCGUGUCAGAGUGCUGUGAGUCAGGAGCAGGUGGAAGGUAUCCUGACUGAGAACGAUGCUCUCAGGACUAACCUAGUCGCUCUGGAACAGAUUCAGACAGUGAAGACUCAGGAGAUGAACCUUUUGCGUGACCAAAACAUGGCUCUGAACGUUGAGCUGCAGCAGAGACGGACAGAGCAGGAGAGCUUCCUGGCACAGAGAGAUGACCUUAACUCUCAGCUACAGGAGGUGAACCGUGCCAACAGCAGACUGUUGGAACAGCUGACUGAAUUGGACCAAUGGAAAGACCGAUUACAGCAAGAGCUGGAGGAGGCUAAAAAGACAGCUGACAAGCGGAAGGCCAUGCUGGAUGAACUGGCCAUGGAGAUAAUCACAGAGAAGUCCCGGCACAAGGAGGAGCUGAGCGACGUGCGUCUGCAGCAUGAGAAGGAGGUGCUGGGGGUGCGAGCGCGCUACGAGAAAGAGCUGAGGGGUCUCCACGAGGUCAAGAACCGCACAGAGGAGGGGAUCCGCUCACAGCUCCGAGACGAGAAGGCUCGCAAUAAGGAGCUGGAGGGUCUGCAGCAGUGUGUGGAGGAGCUACAAGCCCAGGUCCAGUCCAUGGAGGACACUAAGGGCUGGUUCGAACGCAGACUCAAAGAUGCUGAGGAGAGCAUGGAGAAGAGCUGUCUGGAGCACCAGGAGAGCACGGAGAAGCUGCAGGAAGAACACUCUCUCCAACUGAAGGGAAAGGCAUCUGAUAUAGAUGGUGUGAACCUGCAGUUGACAGAAGUAGAGAAGGAAAGGGAUGUGCACAUUGAAACCAUUGGAAAACUGAAACAGGAGAUUAAAGAACCUAGAUGCCAGCGGAUCCUGCGAGAGAGAAAGGAGUCAGCACUGAAAGACUUGAAGAGGCAGCUACAGCUGGAGAGGAAGAGAGCUGAUAAACUACAGGAGCGGCUACAGGAGAUCCUCACCAACACUAAGACCAGGACAGGCCUGGAGGAGCUGGUGUUGUCAGAGAUCAGCUCUCCUAGUCCUAAGCAGCAGAGGGGAGAUAGCAGCAGUGUCUCGUCCUUCAGCUACGGGGAGAUCAUGAAGGAGGGAGCCACAUCACAGAGCAUCAACAAGUCCGCCAGCGGCAGCCCCCAGUCCCAGCGGCCUGCUGACCUGUCUGAUGAUGAGGUUGGGGAGCUGUUCCAGAGGCUGGCUGGGGUGCAGCAGGAGAAGUGGAUGUUGGAGGAGAAGGUGAAACACCUAGAGGUCAGCUGCUCCUCCAUGGCUGAUGACAUCUGUAAGAAAAGUGCCAUCAUCGAGACCUAUGUCAUGGACAGCAGGAUAGCACAUGGUGCACAUGGUGCAACGGCGGUUGCCCAUCACGUGGGCCAGGUGGGGGGACAUGGUCAUGGCUUGGGCUCUGUGCUCAGGGACCUGGUGAAGCCUGGGGACGAGAACCUGCGGGAAAUGAACAAGAAGCUGCAGAACAUGCUGGAGGAACAGCUGACCAAGAACAUGCAUCUACAGAAGGACCUUGAAGUUCUGUCUCAGGAGAUUGUCCAUUUAAGUAAAGACUCAAGUCCUGGAGGUGGCUCAGCUACGGGCUAAAAGACUGGAAAAAUKYCCUCCUCUCUGCACUCUCUCAUCACCUGUUACUGUGGCCAACAAGAGGACAUUACCUAACUGACUGACUGAACCUCUGGCUGGGAACCCAGAUGAAAGGAGAGGGAUAGAGGGGGGUAGGAAGGGGUUAGUGCUCUUGAAACUGCUUUACUACUGAAUAUACUUACUGUAACAUGUCUUGGUUCUUUCUGUGGUAUUGUGACCUGACUUCUGUCUGUCUGCACUCUCUGCCUCCCCGCUCUGGUGUGAUCUGAAGAAUGGCAGAAGGCAACAAUGUCUGGAUGCCAGGACACAGUGCUUUACUGGUUCACGACUACAAGAGAUUGUUUAAUGUUGCGAAUAACAAGAGGCUUAAGCUUUUGUUUUGCCUGUACUCGUAUUCAUUUCUUUAUACUUUCAACUCAACAACUCUUGUUUUUGUUUGUAUAAAUCCUGUAUAUAUGAAAAAUCAACUGUAGUAAUUUAACUGUACUCAGAGUAAUAAGUAUUGUAUAUGAGCCAAAAUUAUUGUAAAAGAUUUACGUCCGUCAUACAUUCCAGAUGCUGAAAUGUCCAGUUUGAGUUUGUCUGGGGAAAGUGUGAGUAUCUUAAAGCCAGUAGUAAAAAAAAAAAAAUAUUAAAUCAAUAACAUGCAUAGUGUUGAGGACUGGACAAAACCACUCCUAUCUCUGGGGCGCUGGACCACACCACCCCUGUGUCCACUCACUGAGUUAGAGCUCUAUGCUCGUUUCCUUUUAUUCUGCACCAGGCACAAGUCCCGUGACUGCAGCAGAAGCACGGAGGAGGCCUUGGCAGCUCAGCAUCUGGUGUCAACAUGAACAUGAUGUCCAACUCCACAGAGACUGGCUAGAUGCCUGCUUUGUGGCCUGCUUUCAAAAUGUCACUUUGGCUGCUUUCUCUAUCCCCAAUUAAGACUCCAGGUGUGGUUAGAUUUGCAGAUUAAAUUCCGGCUUAACUCCACUUUGMUAUUUUCUGAAAACAUUAGAUUCCAAAUAAAUGAGGAAGCAGAGGAUUCUCUGUGAUGAGCAGAUACAUUUGUUUGAUAACUCAUCUCCCCCUGGCUGAGGUCUAACAACAGUGUCAGUUGUUCAACUCUUCCUUCACUCUGACAAAGCUCAUCAGUGUGCUCACUGAGUUCAACAUGGACAGGAAACUCAUCACCAAUAUUUGUUAUCUGGCAUCAAUACCUGGCCAUUACUGUGUGUCAGAAGAACUGGCCCCAUGCUCUGUAGGGAUGGCCAGGAUGAGGGAAACAUGGAUCAUGUGAAGCUGUGCCUUCUAUUUCACCUGUCUUUGACUUACUUAGCAAAUGUCUUAUUUUAAAUGACUUCUCAACAUGACUGAACGGCAGUAGCUGGGCAGAUCAGAUGGUAUAACACAGUAUGGUCUAACACAGCGUGCAUACCUACCUGUGUUAGCCUUUUAUACUUUGAGACAUGUUUCCCUUAUCUGAGAAUGUAUGCACUCCGUGAACACUUGUUUUGGAACGAACAGAUUGGUCAUUGGAAUCCCCCCCCAAGAAUGUCUUCUCUUAUGUACAAGUAAGACUGGGUGAUAUAUCAAAUGAAUGAUAUAUUCAAAUAUAUUUUUUGCCGYGAUGUUUCAAAUGCCCRUAUCACAAGAAUCUAGGUUUUUAUUUUAUGUUCAUUUUUAUGAGCGUUUUAUGUAUUUUUGGUCUCUUCUCACUCCACAGACACCAAUCCCCUCCCCCUCCACUCASAACAAAGACGAAAAAUAACUUCUUCAUCUCAUACCAUUUACAGACAGACUUUACGGUAUGUUGCUUGUUUAAAAAAAAA